GUUUGAACAUUUGAGGCGUUUGAUUUGUCCAUUAAAAUUCUUCAAGAAAUACACGUGUAAGAUGCAAACGUUAGACAGAAAACGUAAAUUAGAUCAAAACAUCAUUCGGAAAUUAUAUCAUGGCGUCCCUUGUAAGGAUCCUACUCGCGAGAGCUUUCUGAAACGCCUCAAAACUUACAAUGUUUUUAAUUGGUCAGGAAAGCCAGUUGAUCCACCUCAGUGUGCUAGGCAAGGCUGGGAAAUUGCAGAAAAAGAUGUACUGAAAUGUGUGAUGUGUCACCAGUUUCUGAGUGUCACCCUUCCAUCACCAUCCAAGCAUCUCCCAUACAAAGAAGCAUGUUCAAAACUUAGAUCAAGAUUGGCUUCAGCUCAUUCAAAAUUCUGCCUGUAUUCCACCGACCCACUGCCUGAUUCUGUUUUGGAAAUCGACCAUUUAUCAAAUAUGGAGUUGCAAGAUACAAUUCAACAGCAAUUACUUGCUUUUAAAAAUAUUGAAGUUCUUUACCACAUAACGAGUUCAAAAGAAGAGGUUAUUGAAAUAUUUGAUUGGUUCAUGGAGACAUUCACAGUACCUGACAUUAACCUAUCCAGCUUUAUUUUGGUUCUUACUGGAUGGAAUUUUCUCAAAGAUGACAUGUUAUUGCAAUGUGAUUACUGCAAUAGGAAGUGGUCUAUAGAACCAUACUUAAUCCAGAAAAAUACAGUAGAAAAGAGUGAUUCGACAAGACCAACAGUAGACCCAGUUGGGCAACACCAGAGGUGGUGUGCAUGGAGAGCAGAAGAGCGAGGCUGGAAAUCUCGUCUCCUUCAAUUGCAACAACUUAAGGAAUCUCGAAGCCGUGAAAAGAGGAGUCGGCUCAACUCCAGUGUUUGCGGUUCGCUCCCUGACAACAUGAAAGCUGUUCGAAAGCUGUUGAAUGGCACCCUCUGACGCAUUUAUCACUCUGGUAAUAAUUUUUUAAUGACACAACACUGUUUCAAUUAUAGUUUCAAUACAAAAAAUUCAAUAUAAUUGUGAAAUAAGUAAUUAUAUUUAGUUUUCUGUAACAAAAACUUGAAUUUGCUAGAACAAAAAAUUGUGCAACCAAUCUUCUUAAUAAUCUACAUCUUGGAAAUUGGUUUACAGUUUUUUUGUGUUUAAAUAACGUUGAACAAUGAAAAAUUUUUUAGACAGAUGUAAAUUGCAGCAGAUGAGGUGGUGGAGUGUAGGAUCCCCACUGUAAAGAGGAAGAGCUCUGUCUGAGCCAAUCCUUGCCCGGGACAUUCUCUCCUCCCUGUUCAAGUUUCAUUUUAGUACAUAGAAAAAGCAGUAGAUGAAACAAGCAAAAGAAGGGCUACCAGUGGAAA
Molecule: messenger RNA, 1347 nt
Organism: Daphnia carinata
Lineage: Eukaryota; Metazoa; Arthropoda; Branchiopoda; Diplostraca; Daphniidae
Product: zinc finger C3HC-type protein 1-like
Exons: 6
Coding region: 62-931 (289 amino acids)
Cellular component (GO): nucleus
Molecular function (GO): zinc ion binding
Source: RefSeq, a predicted model, not a curated record